AUGAGACAGAAUACUGACGGUUGGAUCCAGAGUCAGUCACGUGCAGUCGCAUGCAGCCGUUAGAACACGAACAGCUCACUGUUCAACGGUUCUUUAUGAGACCGAGAGAGUCCUCUUUGAAGAUCCAGUUCUACAGAUAAAACUAUGGAUGCCGGUGAAAAUCCACUUCAUGACAGUAUCAACCCUAAAACAUUUCCUGCUAAACUGUGGCGUUUGGUGAACAGCCCGGCUAUCGAGGCCAUCCGCUGGGACAGUCUCAGAGAGGUGAUCGUCAUUGAUCAACAGCGCUUCGAGAGACAGGUGUUUUCUCCGGGCAGUAUGUCCCCCAACAGCCCCAACGCCUUCAAAACGACCAACUUCUCAAGCUUUGUCCGUCAGCUCAAUCUGUACGGGUUCAAGAAAGUCAAGCAAGAUGUUAACCUGCCUAAUUUGGGCAACUCGACUUUUCAUUAUUAUUACAACGCAAACUUCAAGCGCAGCCACCCUGAACUUGUUGCGAGACUGAGGAGGUUCACCGUGGACAAUAAGGCCAAACUCCAGGCUGGUCUGUACGUGGACUGUCGACCUCCUCCUGGUAGAUAUCAGCGUGUGAGUGGGAGCGAAGAUAGCAGAGAAGGCCCUUCACUGCCCGAGACAUCAGCAAUCAACUGAUCCUUACUAUCCAGGUGAUACCCAGACCGUGAAAGCCCUCAAUGGAACCCCAGUCCCACCGCGAUACCUGAUGUGGGGUCUUGGUGCAGCUUUUUCUCCUAGUAACAUAGACAAAGCAGCAUUUGUAGACCACCCCUAUGCUGGGGUUACCACUCGCCCAAAUGCUGUGAGCACGCAGCGGGGUUUACUGCCCCGUGCAAACCAAGAAAAUCCAAAUUUCAUUGGUUAUAAUCCUCAUAUUGCCCCAUAUCAGCCUGACUUCUAUUCUCCAGGUGAGCAUGGCAUCAUUAGAGGUGGAACAAGGGAGAAACUACAGUUGUUAUAUAUCAUUACCUUAGACAUACGUGAGAAGACAUAACUACCAUGGCAAGAAUGUGUUUGUAUUGUACUAAAAUGUUUUCACAAUCAUUUAUAUGUUUAAUCAUGUAAUAAUCAUUUAUUAUUAAUCAACAUUAUUUAUGAAAUUCGAAGCAAAAAAAAUGCUUUUCACUUCAACAGGAGCCCAAACCCUUUAAUUAAUUUUCCAAAUAUUAUAUGUUGUCCUUCCUGAAGUUUUCCAUUGCUACUAUCCGAACCCUGUGGGACCGAAUAUGUCAGGUGGUGGCCUUCAGAGGGGGAUGCUUUCCCCUCAAGGUUAUAAUCAGGUAGGGGAUUUUUAGUUUAUUCACUCAGAUGACGUGAUGCAAACUCCACGCACUAACUGCCUGGUUAAAGUUAAAAUCCCAGAGAAGCCAGUCUCUGAGUUAGAGCCCUCCUCCAACACCUGUAACACCAAAAACAGUGACAACAACUUGAAAGUAAUUCCUCUCAGUGCUGAACCCAUUCUAAUGGCUAUGUCAAACUAUUCUCAUCUAACUACAUACAAACAGGAGGAGCAGUCUUUGGUUUCAAUUCCUGAGCAGAUGCCUAAUGAUGUUAUCUUUGAGGUAAGCAUAUUCAGGUUAGAUUUCCUGAAGGCAUUAGGCUGUAUCUUUAAUUAAAUAGAGAAGGUUUACCAGGAAAGAUUUGCAAAUAGAAAUAUUCCCAUUAGCAUUAAAAGCAUUGUAUUUUAUGUCUACAUAGUAGGAGUAAGUGUAAUUAUAUGUUAAUUAUACUAUAGGAGAAACUUUUUGUUCUCUGCGAUUAGGCGGCAGAAAUAUCUGUACAUAUCAGCAUUUGCAAUCAGCUAAAAACAUUUGGCAAAUAUCCAAUACUGUAUUGUGCAUCCCUGCUUGACAGGCUAUGUAAUGUAUAUAGCCAAACAGAAGCCGUGUACUUGAUUUUCUGUGGUUUUCCUCUGUGUUUUGAUCAUGCAAAGGAGGCUGAGGUUGUAAGUGUUGAGGUUAGCACAGAUGCAGUCAGAGAUACCAGGCAUGAUCAGAACAGCAGCAACACAGGAAGAGCGGCAGAGCUUUAGGUAAGAUGUGGUUGAAUGUUUAAAGUUGGAGUCUGGUUGUGGAAGUUGUUGACAUUUAGCUAGUUAGUAUAUUUAGGCAGUUAUGAUGUGACAGGUGUACUCUUCCUUGGACCCAAUGCCCCCCUCCUCAUUGUGAUGACUUCUCUAACAGCUUGUUGUCUUUCUUGUUUUUCGAUCUCAAGUGGUUUAUUUCAUUGCCAUAUGACAGGGAGUCUUGGUCCACCCCAGGAUGUGAUCUUGAAUUCUCAUAAUGAUCAGAUAUCAUUUUUCACUUUAGUAAUUCUUUAUUAUUUGUUGACGUUAUUAAUUUAAACCUUACUUUCAAAGCUGUGCCAAAUUAGUUGAACAUCAUAGAGUUUUACUUAGUUUUAUUGUUAUUUAUUAUCAUUAAUUUUGAAAAACUGUAUUUUGUUUCUGUAAGAUUUUGAAUUGCUUGUACCACAAUAUGUUAAAAAAUGUAUGAUAGGCUUAGGCUUUAAAGAAAAUUUUUGAGCAAUGUAAAGUUUGUGCAUAAUAUAUUUAAUAAGCACAUAUUUUACAGUUUGUUUCAGAACAAAGUGCCGUGUAAGGAAGACACCAUCUUUUAACUAGAGAAAAUACUGAAAUAUUUAAAAAUGUCAGUUCUUUAUGCACUAUGGAUUAUUUUCUUUAUUGUAAGACUGACAGGCUGCGGUAUUUUCUCCACCUUUUUUCCCACUGCAUUUCCUUAUGGGUGUGUUAUUUUUAACUAGCAAGUUUAACGGGCAGUUGUGCAAAGCAUCAAUAAAAUGGACUACAGUUUGCAGCUG
Messenger RNA from Acanthochromis polyacanthus (spiny chromis), 2835 nucleotides. It is a transcript of the gene hsf5, whose product is annotated as heat shock transcription factor family member 5. NCBI's taxonomy places the organism in Eukaryota, Metazoa, Chordata, Actinopteri, Pomacentridae. The transcript has 4 exons. Gene Ontology annotation, biological process: regulation of DNA-templated transcription. The coding region runs from base 145 to 651 and encodes 168 amino acids. The record is from RefSeq and is a predicted model, not a curated record. Gene Ontology annotation, molecular function: DNA-binding transcription factor activity; sequence-specific DNA binding.